Messenger RNA from Didymosphaeria variabile, 1155 nucleotides. It is a transcript of the gene DGK1, whose product is annotated as Diacylglycerol kinase. The coding region runs from base 1 to 1155 and encodes 384 amino acids. Gene Ontology annotation, molecular function: ATP-dependent diacylglycerol kinase activity. The transcript is spliced from 2 exons. Lineage: Eukaryota; Fungi; Ascomycota; Dothideomycetes; Pleosporales; Didymosphaeriaceae. Gene Ontology annotation, cellular component: endoplasmic reticulum membrane. Gene Ontology annotation, biological process: phosphatidic acid biosynthetic process. The record is from RefSeq and is a predicted model, not a curated record.
AUGGCUUCCUCUAAGCAGUACUCAGUACCGCACACGCCGCGCGUGAUUUCACCCUCGCCGACACCUUCUGAGCUGAGCGGGAAGGAGGGGUACUUUGGUCCAGUGACGCGCUCGGCGAGUCGCAAGCAGAAAGUCACGUCGCCGCCGCCCAUCGACGAGGACUCGUCGGGCUCGGAUCCAGACAAGAGAGCCAGAGCUAGGAGUAGGAGUCCACUUGAGGGGCGGAGACGGCAGAUGAGCGGGCUCACAUCUAAGCGGCAAAUGAACGGCAACUUAAGGGCGAAGAAGGCCGACCUGGCAUUGCCAAACGGGACGGUCAAUGGGCAUCUCUCGCCCGCGGCCGCAAACAAGAAUUACUGGCGCGAGCUGAGCAGAAGUCCGAGUCCGCUGGGUCUGAUUCCCAUACAUCAGAAGUGGAGAUCAUUCAUCCACCGGCACGAAGUCCCCCGCAAAGUCCUCCACGUCUCCAUCGGCUUUCUGACCAUCUUCCUCUACUGCACCGGCCGCCAGCCCGACCAGAUCCACCCAGUGCUCCUCGCCAUGCUCAUUCCCAUCGCCGCAACCGACUUCAUCCGCCACAGAUACUGGCAGGUCAAUCGAUUGUACAUACGAUUCUUGGGCGCGUUGAUGCGCGAAUCUGAAGUUGACGGCUGGAACGGUGUCAUCUCGUACCUUCUCGGCGCGUGGAUCGUCCUGCGGUUCUUCCCUAAGGACAUCGGCGUAAUGAGUGUAUUGUUGCUCAGCUGGUGCGACACCGCGGCCUCGACUUUCGGCCGUCUCUGGGGCCACCGUACGUGGCGCGUAAGGAAGGGCAAGUCGCUCGCUGGAUCUAUCGCAGCGUGCGUGACGGGUGUAAUAACUGCGGCGCUUUGGUGGGGUUGGCUCGCGCCUAUGUACGCGGACUACAACACCGGCGUAAACGCAUUUGCAUACCGGAGCGUCCUCGCGCUUCCUGCACAGGCCCGGAAAACCCUUGAACUCUCUAGCGGGAAGGGCUCGAUAACAGGCUACCUUGCGCUGGGCGCCAUGUCCUUCUGGGCCGGCAUUGUCGCGAGCGCCAGCGAGGCCAUCGAUCUCUUUGGCUGGGACGACAAUCUCACGAUCCCAGUUUUGUGCGGUGUAGGGCUGUUAGGCUUCACCAAAGUGUUUGCGUAG